AUUCGUCCGCCGUCGGCCCUCGGAGCUCCUUCGAGAAACGCGGCAGGUUGGUUGAUCGCCACUAAAAGCACUUGCUCUUGUCUCACUAAUCAUUUCGCCUUCGCAACAAAACAACACUAGCUAGUAUCACCAUCCUCCAUCAUCAUGCUUGGUCUUCAGAUAUACUUUGCAACCAUUUUUAUUGUCAUUUCGGCCUACACCGCCAAGACCGUGUCCCUCUAUGGAUGGGGUCUCUUUCCAAUUUUCUUCGGGGACAUGGCCCAGUUCACUUGGCCGGGGCAAUUCAAUACUGAUUUCUUUUGCUUCCUAACCAUGUCGGCCACUUGGUUGACUUGGCGCCACCAUGGCUCCCCGGCCGCCUUUGUGUUGGGGCUCGUUGGCCUUGUCGGCGGUGCCCUCUUUUUGAGUGCCUACUUGUUGUGGGCAAUUGUGGAUGCCAACGGCGACUUGCCUACUCUGUUUCUCGGUAGUCAGCGUGCCAAGGCUCUUCGCAGCGGCAAACAGAACUGAUGGGGAGGGUGCAUUGCCAUGAUGUAGCGGAAUUUUCACGCCUCUGGGUAGAAUGAGCAGCGUACCAAGCAGGCACUGCCUUAGGCCACGAUGCACUCAGUUUGACGAAAUGAGGUCUAGUUAUAUUAUAACUUACUGAAGACUUGGCAUCCAAUUCCUCUGGAACAACACUCCGGUAUUGACAGUCUUACCUGCUACUGAUGGCAAUUCUGCACC
Messenger RNA from Seminavis robusta, 726 nucleotides. The record is from the annotation of a GenBank genome assembly. NCBI's taxonomy places the organism in Eukaryota, Bacillariophyta, Bacillariophyceae, Naviculales, Naviculaceae.